AUGGACCGAGGGCGCGAGGCCGAGUCAGCAAGAACAAGAAGAAAUGACGAUUAUUAUGAGUUCAGUCCCCUUGGCUUCUUGGGAGACUCUUACUUCACCCAAUCUCCCUACUACAGCAAUAAUCCGAUUGAGAACGCGCAAGUAGGGCUAGGCCUCGAACCUUCACCGAAUUAUACGGAUCCUGCUCCUCAACUCGUCAAACCUACCGGCUAUUCGCCCUACUAUCCGCAGACUCCAAUGGAUCUUGACGUUUUGUCAGCCGAGAAUUAUCAAAGGGACUAUGCGCAAGUCAGUUCGGCUCAGCGGGGAAGAGAGCAUGCUCCGCUGUUUGGCAUCACUGCCGACAACAGGCUCAGGACAAGUACACCCAGUCCGCCAGCCGGCACGAGAGCCCGCAGAUCGAGGAAAGAAUCUCUGAAGGGUACAAGCGCAGAUGAAGCGAACAGUGCUCGCCAACGGGGCAGACCCAGGCUUGACACCAAGGAUCAAACUGCGGCCGACCGCCGCCGUACCCAGAUCCGACUUGCCCAGCGCGCGUACCGCCAACGGAAAGAGACAACGAUUUCUGGUCUUAACGAUCGAGUCGCAUCCUUGGAAAAGACAAUUGAAGACAUGCACAAGGCGUUUCUCGAGUUUAAUGAUAGAGCCAUUGCUUUGGGAAUUCAGAAAGGAGCGCCAGCACUAGCGCGACACCUCAAAUCAACGAUGGACAGACUGAACGAGCUUGCAAAGAACAGCACCGAAGAAUCGGAUGUUGAGGAAGAUGAAAACGACCCUGUGGGGUCUGUCCAACCAGUGGCUGCUGAACCCAGAAGUCGACGACAGGGAAGGGGGUUAGGUGGAGAACCAGCGUCGAUGCUCGGAUAUCAGACCACGUUUGGCGAAGAUGAAGAGGAAGAGGAAGAAGAUGCCGGUGAGAUUGCCGCCCCGCUAGCACAACAUAUACUGGACAACAAUGUGCCACUGUCGGACUGGACAGUCACUGAGAAGAUGCAGCAGCUUCGGAAUGAAGGACCAAAAUCAAAUACGCGGGGGCUCAAUAUCAGGCCGGUGCAGCAAGAUUGGGUUAACACUCUAGACAACGGCAUCGAGCAAUCCUUACGCAGCAAGGGGCUUUACCUGGAUGGCCAAUAUUCAGUACCGUUUGGCCCCAUUGAUCAUUCUCUUGGCUCCGAAAAAAUACCGCUUCCUGCUGUGUCCCCCUAUCGUUCUCCAUCCCUAAACAGCAGCGGAGGGCCACAUACUCCCAGAAGCACAGAUGUACAUUGGCCGAAUGAGCCAUACUCAGAUGGCAAUCACGUUUUCUGGGAUCAUACCACGAACGUUUCAAAAGCCUCUGCCAUGGACAUGAAAGACUCCUUCGACGACCCAAGUAUCCGUCUGUAA
Letharia columbiana is the source of this 1386-nucleotide messenger RNA. RefSeq lists its product as uncharacterized. Gene Ontology annotation, biological process: regulation of DNA-templated transcription. Gene Ontology annotation, molecular function: DNA-binding transcription factor activity. Lineage: Eukaryota; Fungi; Ascomycota; Lecanoromycetes; Lecanorales; Parmeliaceae. The coding region runs from base 1 to 1386 and encodes 461 amino acids. The transcript is spliced from 2 exons. The record is from RefSeq and is a predicted model, not a curated record.